GGCCGGAGCAGAGAGAGACACGCGGGAAGACACACGGAGAGGAGGCCACCAUGUUGGACUUCGACGCCAAGCCGAGCUGGGCCGACCAAGUGGAGGAGGAAGGCGAAGAUGGAGUGCUGCCGUCGCCCAAAGAGCAGAUCGAUGGCUGCGUGAAGACGCUGACAGAGUACAAACUCAACGAAGAUGACAAGAAGAUCAAGAUCGUCCGCACCUUCAAGAUCGAGACGCGGAAGGCGUCAAAAGUUGUGGCCCACAGGAAGAACUGGAAGAAGUUUGGAAAUUCGGAGUUCGACGCGGUCGGCCCCAACGUCAUGACGACGAUGGUCAGCGACGACGUCUUCAUGACCUUCAUCACCAACAAGGAGGACCUGGACACGCAGCAGGAGGAGGAUCCGAUGGCCAAGCUGCGUGGCCAGAAGAUGGUGUCCUGCCGCAUCUGCAAGGGCGACCACUGGACCACCAAGUGCCCGUACAAGGACACGCUGGGGCCCAUGCAGAAGGAGCUCGCUGAGCAGCUGGGACUCAGCACCGGCGAGAAGGAGAAGGUGGAGGGUGAGCCGGCUCAGGCUGGCGCCGCCGCCAAGACGGGGAAGUACGUCCCGCCGGUGCUGCGUGACGGCGGCGGGAACCGGCGCGGGGAGUCGAUGCAGUCGAGCCGGCGAGGAGACACAGAUGACAACGCGACCAUCCGCGUGACGAACCUGUCGGAGGACACGCGCGAGUCCGACCUGCAGGAGCUGUUCCGACCCUUCGGCUCCAUCGCGCGCAUCUACCUGGCUAAGGACAAGGUCACGGGGCAGUCCAAGGGCUUUGCGUUCAUCAGCUUCCAUCGCCGCGAGGACGCCGCUCGAGCCAUCGCCGGCGUCUCCGGCUUCGGAUACGACCACCUCAUCCUGAACGUGGAGUGGGCCAAGCCUUCCACCACAUAGACUCAUGGACGCAGGAGGCACGGUGGGAGUGGGGAUCUACAUUCCUGCACGCACAUGCACGCACCUACACACACACACACCUACACCUACACACACACCUGCACACACACACAUACCUACACACACACCUACACACACACAUACAUGCACGCACCUGCACACACACACACGUACACAUAUACACACACGGGUGAUGCGUGUGAGCUGGCAUAUCCCCCGUCGCCCCCCACCGUGACGCCUCGCGCCGAUGAUGCCUCGUCAGCGUCGCAGAGACAAUAAACACCAGCCGAGUCGUAAA
Molecule: messenger RNA, 1227 nt
Organism: Lethenteron reissneri (Far Eastern brook lamprey)
Lineage: Eukaryota; Metazoa; Chordata; Hyperoartia; Petromyzontiformes; Petromyzontidae
Gene: EIF3G
Product: eukaryotic translation initiation factor 3 subunit G
Cellular component (GO): eukaryotic translation initiation factor 3 complex; cytoplasm
Molecular function (GO): translation initiation factor activity; RNA binding
Source: RefSeq, a predicted model, not a curated record